Messenger RNA from Talpa occidentalis (Iberian mole), 361 nucleotides. RefSeq names its product cytochrome c oxidase subunit 6A1, mitochondrial-like. The coding region runs from base 1 to 327 and encodes 108 amino acids. Gene Ontology annotation, cellular component: mitochondrial inner membrane. The transcript has a single exon. NCBI's taxonomy places the organism in Eukaryota, Metazoa, Chordata, Mammalia, Eulipotyphla, Talpidae. Gene Ontology annotation, biological process: mitochondrial electron transport, cytochrome c to oxygen. Gene Ontology annotation, molecular function: enzyme regulator activity. The record is from RefSeq and is a predicted model, not a curated record.
AUGGCGGUGGCAGGGUCCGGCGUUUCUAGGCUGCUGGGUCGGUCCUGGCCACGGCUGGGCCAGCCUAUGUUGAGCGGCGCCCACGGCGAAGAGGGCUCAGCUCGCAUGUGGAAGGCUCUCACCUACUUCGUCGCGCUCCCUGGGGUGGCAGUGAGCAUGCUGAAUGUCUUCCUGAAGUCGAAACAUGGAGAGCAUGAGAGACCCGAGUUUGUCGCCUACCCCCAUCUCCGCAUCAGGGCUAAGCCUUUUCCCUGGGGAGAUGGUAACCAUACUCUAUUCCACAAUGCUCAUGUGAAUCCACUGCCCACCGGCUAUGAAGAGGAUUAAAGAGAACCUGCACCAUUACCUAAGCACUUGGGAC